UUCACAUCCCAUCCAUAUUGAAAUACAACAUUUCAACAGUUUUACAUAUGGAAAUGUAAGUUUAUUGAUGAGAAGUACUCACGGAAUUAAAUGAAAUUAGAAUACCACAAAACAAUGUGAUGUUGCAGUAUAAAAUCUGGCCUACCUCGAUGCGGUAACGUUUUCUAAAAGUAACCAUUCCUAGGGUAUAGAAGGGAUGGAAAUUGGAUAUUAAAUAAACACAUCAGUUACCAGAUGAAAGUUUACACCGAUGUCUCGCUGUGCAAUAAUAGGAUAGCGUCAGAUUCCUUUUAAAUCUGGUCGUUUAUUAAGGUUGAUUAUUUUGUUUAGUCUUAACAUGCUACGCAAGGUAACGAGAGCAUUCUCGACACCAGGAAGUGAUGUUCUAAACACAAUUAUAUUUUUUACUCAAUGAUCAGGAAGGAGAUUUAUAUAAAACGGGCUCCCAUUGAAUAGACAUUUUAAAGUGAAGUGAAGUUUCAAGAUGGAUGUUAACUCAAAUAACUCAGUUAUGGCGGACAGACUUGAUGAGUGGAAUGACGCGCUAUCCCAUAAUAUCAUCCCUGUUUCCGUCAUUCUGAUGGUAUACUUGGUCAUAGGGAUCAUUGGGAACUCCAUCGUCAUUUAUAUACAUACUGUCCAGCUUCAGAAAAGCUGGGAAGAAAGAUUUUUCAUACCAGUUUUGGCUUUUGUUGACUUGAUAUCGUGUGUCGUAAGUACUUCGUUUAGUUUCUCAAUAAACAUGCUUCCUGUGAAAUACAGCAACGACAGCGCGUGCAAAGUAAUGUUUUUCCUCAACAUGAUGUGCACGUUGAUGUCAGCGAUGAUGCUUGUCGUCAUAGCCAUCAAUAGAUACAGAAAAAUCUGUAAGCCGUUCAGCAAGCAAAUGAACAUGUUCUGGAAGAAAAUCGCCAUUGCUUGUGUCAUUGGAAUUUCUUUGGUUAUAUCCUGGCCUUGUUUCUUCUUCUACGGCUCCAGAGAGAUUUACGAUGACCACAGCCACACACGAGGAUAUCGAUGUACAAGUAUCCGAGGCCCGUGGUCAACAGUUCAACCUCUUAUAUUCAAGGCAGCUGUGAUGCUCCUGAUUUUUACCAUACUCGUGUCGCUUGUGGUAUUUUACGUAUUGAUAGGAAGGGUUGUGGUUAAGCAGAUGCUCUUCCACAAACAGAGGAAUUCUAAUUUUAGAACUUCCGACAUGUCAAAUGAAAGUAAAUCGCCAAAUUCAAAUUCCGUGGAUUUGUCAGAUAUUACUCAUGUAUCGGACACAAAUGAUGCGUCCGUAACUGACAAUAAGAACAGUUUGGAACUUGAUGGUUCACCAUCAACAGAAAAUAUUGAAAUACCAAGCACGGCGAACUCUGACUGUAGUCAAAAUAUGACCAAUAUUGAACUGAACAGCGCACGAUUCUCGACGACUAAAAAUGCCUUCCAGAUGGAUCCAAUCACAACGAGAAAGGGAAAUCACACGAGAACACGAGGGACGCGCCUCUCGCUGAUCUUUAUGCUGAUAACACUCGUGUUUCUUAUCUGUUAUGUACCGAAAGUCGGAAUGAUGCUUUACGAAUCUCAGAACGAGAAGUUUUGGAUCGAGCUUUCGCCCUCUGAGUUAUCAGGCUUCAGGUUCAUAUACACGGCCUUUAUCAUCAACAACAUCAUCAAUCCUAUCAUCUACGGUUUCUUCGACCGCCGAUUCCGUAACGAAGCAUAUAACGUGUGUCGAUGUGUAAAGAAAAAGCCAAUUCUUAGCGGAUAGCGUCAAGAUCAGACCUUGGAAAAUGGAAAUUCGAUAUCUAGUUUUCCGUCGACAACAAAAAAGCAUGAUCGACCUAUUUUUUAUCCUAACGUCCUGUUUUUAUUGGAACGUUGUUACCAAAGCAAUCAGUACCAUCUCCUUAACUGAACUCUCAAAUAACGCUUUGGAGGAUUGUAUCAUGUAUUGUGUAAGUAAACUAUAUCCUUAUCACAGGAAUAAUUGGUGUCAGGAAAGUGAUGUGGUACACAUUUGUGCUCAGAAAUCGCUUCUGUGAAUUUACGGAAGAAGCGUGGCCCUCUCGAGGCACUACACCGAUUCUGUUGAUGAUCUUCAGAGGUUGCUGAAUUGCUGGUACAUGUAUAUUGAUUAAUAAAAUUUAAUUAAAACUUAAUUUGCCUUCAAACAAAGCAAAGUGCAAUUAGGUUAAUUGUGAUAUGACGACCUAUACUAGUUUGUCAUUGAAAUAUGCAUAUACAUGUAUAAAUAUACAUAGCAGGCUGAUCUUGAUUAAACAUAUAUGCAUGAUAUCUUAAUUAUACAAAGGAAGAAGGAAGACAAUUUUAUGACUCGUGCCCUGAACGGCUAGGCAAUCAGAUGCUGUAGGUCGUGAGUUCAAAGCUCGGUCAGGGCACGAGUCAUGCAAUUGUUUUGUUAUAUUAGAAUUUGAAUAUUAAAACAAUUUAUCAUA
Messenger RNA from Pecten maximus, 2444 nucleotides. RefSeq names its product bombesin receptor subtype-3-like. Bases 485 to 1756 code for a protein of 423 amino acids. Gene Ontology annotation, biological process: neuropeptide signaling pathway. NCBI's taxonomy places the organism in Eukaryota, Metazoa, Mollusca, Bivalvia, Pectinida, Pectinidae. The record is from RefSeq and is a predicted model, not a curated record. Gene Ontology annotation, cellular component: membrane. The transcript has a single exon. Gene Ontology annotation, molecular function: G protein-coupled peptide receptor activity.